AUGGAGCCGCAGACGGUUCAGGAGCUCGAGCUCUCCUACGGUGCUCGGGAGUUAAUCCACAAGACAGCGGAAUUUGUCCGUAAGCACGCGGGUACGGAUGUGGAGCAGCGGCUGCUGGCCCGCGAACCGAGCAAGUUUGCGUUUUUACAAGAGCAGCACCCCUGGCACAACGAAUACCUCCGCGCCCUACUGGGCGAGGCUGCUGACGUUGUGACACCGCCCCAAGCAGACGCUUGUGCUGCGAAAGCGACUGGAAAUGGCGAUGUCAUCACUACAGUCACAUCGGACGCAAUCUCGUUUGAGCAAUACCUUCCGUACAAAGAUUUUUUCCCGGCGUUGCGAUCAGCAAACCUGGUGCUCGCUCUGGGCGGUACUCUUGAGGAGUGGCGAACGCGUCGACGCGAGCUGCUGUGUGCCCCUACAGCGUCAGAGCUGCAAGUGAUGCGGCUGGUUGCGUCACACAUGGCCCUGCGAGUGUUUUGCUCGGCCUUGCCGCCGCAACAGCGCGAGACCGAGGCUCCGGCGUCUGCGAGCCCUAUCGCUGACGACUUGCGAUGCUGCAGCGAUAUCUGUUCGGGGGAGAAGCGUGGACUCAGCUCGGAACUACAGCGGGAGCUUCUCAGUUUGCUGGAGAAACAACCACGUUUGCUCGCGUUCCUACUGCCCCAACAUGUUUAUCAUCCAAUAUUCCACCGGUUCCUCGAAGCGAGCGCAGAUCUGCUGCACACGGCAGUCAAUGGCGCUGCAUUUGAAUCGAUGCUUGGAAAGCUUGAAUCUUUCAAGGACGACGAAUGGGCUGUGUUCGCUGCGGCACGACAAUGGGUACCACGUGACCGGUAUGCAGCGCCAGAUUCUGGUGAGCAACUCACGUUUCAUGAGCGUGUAUCACGGGCUUUCGCACUUGGAGCAGUGAGGCGGCCUAGAAAGCUAGGAACCCUAGCGAUAAGUGAGCGUAUUCCCGAGCUUCAGCGCUUGUCGCAAGGCGUACCGCCGGUUGCAGCCAGGACGUCAUACCCGAAAUCGAUACCAGCGCCAGGGAAGCGAAAGCCCAAUAUGGCCUCUGGACCUGCUGCUACUGGACAGCCGCCGUUCAAACGGAGCAUGGUGACGCCACGAACAUCGACAACGAGCCGCGUGGAUGCUCGCGCAUCCGCUACGUCGGUUCCCCAGCGACCACACCAUAGAGCGGAGACACAGGCCAUUUCUGAUCCCCGUGCCGCACCGUUGAGGCCGGAGCACCCGCGGACUCAGCAAACUCGUGGGUGGCAAAACCAGUCGCCACGCGAAAUGCAACGAGGUGGUAGUGCACAGCGGCGCCCGAUGAACCCGUCGCCACCGUUUAACGGUCAUCACACACGAUAG
Messenger RNA from Cyanidioschyzon merolae strain 10D, 1362 nucleotides. RefSeq lists its product as hypothetical. The transcript has a single exon. The record is from RefSeq and is a predicted model, not a curated record. Gene Ontology annotation, molecular function: RNA binding. Gene Ontology annotation, biological process: RNA processing. Lineage: Eukaryota; Rhodophyta; Bangiophyceae; Cyanidiales; Cyanidiaceae. The coding region runs from base 1 to 1362 and encodes 453 amino acids.